Gilbertella persicaria is the source of this 443-nucleotide messenger RNA. RefSeq lists its product as uncharacterized. The coding region runs from base 68 to 442 and encodes 124 amino acids. Lineage: Eukaryota; Fungi; Mucoromycota; Mucoromycetes; Mucorales; Choanephoraceae. The transcript is spliced from 2 exons. The record is from RefSeq and is a predicted model, not a curated record.
CUCUUUUUUCUCUCAUCAAGAAAGGAUUAUGUAUACGUAAGAAUAAUACAAUAAAAAAAAAAGGACAAUGUUGUAUAAUGGUGAAUAUUCAAAUCCAACGAAUCCUCGGUGGAAGUUUAGUAGUCAAGAAUGGAUAGGUAUUUCAAGCGCUGGACUUGUUGCUGCUGCUAUAUCAUUUGCGGCCAACUCAUGUGUUUUGAUUGUCCAUGGAUUCAUGAGUUGGUAUCGACCUGUGAUUGUCAAUAGACUAUCAUUACGCAUGAUUGUCGCUUCGUGCAUAUGCAACAUGCUUUACUGUGCUUCUCAAUUGGUUACCGAUAGAAUAUCUAGCCUGUCUUAUUCGUGUCGUGCCCUUGCCUAUGUCACAACCGUGUCAGAUACCAUGGCAUGUAUGUGUUUGGCUAUGGUGGGGCUUAAUUUGCUUUGUCUGGUGUCAUUGUGAG